AUGGGCGCGUUGUCGAGUUUGGUGCGCGUGCUGUUAAUGAGCUGCCUUGCGGUACCGGUGUUCGGUACCAACACCGACUUCUCCAGCCAGCGAACCUGCGAACCGAUCCGGAUCGAACUGUGCCAGGGCAUUGGCUACAAUGAAACGUCCCUACCGAACAUCGUCGGGCAUGAGCUGCAGUCGGAUGCAAACUUCACGCUCCAGACGUUCUUCCCGCUUAUAAAGUUCGGUUGCAGCAAUCAGCUGAUUUUCUUCCUUUGCGCCACAUACGUUCCCAUGUGUACGCCUAAGGUCUCGAUGCCAAUCGGACCAUGUAGGAGCCUCUGCAACACGGUGAAGAACCGCUGCCAUCCGAUCCUGCAAGGGUUCGGUUUUCCGUGGCCAUCCGUGCUGGAUUGCAACCGGUUCCCGGCGGAGAACAAUCACGAGAACAUGUGCAUGGAAGGUCCAGGCGAACCGGCUGACGUACUCGUCUCAGACCGGAACGGUUGUCAGGGAAUGCAACGGUCCAAUCUGUACGUACAGCUAAACCGGUCAGGUCGAUGUGCGCCUCUGUGCGAGGCUGAUAUCAUGUUCGAGCAGGGCGAGAAACACUUCGCUGAGGUGUGGCUAACGUCCUGGAGCGUUGCUGCUCUUGGGACGGCCAUUGUGGCCACGCUCUGUCUCAUCUUGUCAACCAAACGAUGGGAUAAGAGCCUAAUGCCGCUCGUCAUCAGUCACUGUUUGGUGACGGUUGGGUGGGCCGUAAGGUGGUUGGCAGGUCGCAACGCCACCGCUUGCGGUUAUGACCCGCAGCUUCCGGGUGUGGCGCUGUUGCUCACUGAUGGACUCUCGACGGCACCCUGUGCGGCUACGUUCCUGCUUCGGUACUACUUCGGCCUAUCGGCGGCUGUGUGGUGGGCGAUUUUGUGCCUGCGGUGGAGCAAAUCCGUCCGUCGGCUGCUCGGAACAGAGCUCGGCGUUCCGUGUGAUCCUCACGCCGAAAAACCAGAUCCAGCUCACGACACGUUGUUCCAGCUAGCCGCCUGGGGUCUUCCAGCAUUGCUUACCGUCACCGUGCUCGUGGCACGUCUCGUCGACGCGGAUGAACUCUUCGGAUCCUGCUUCAUCGGCAACCAGUCCGAUAAGGCGCUGCUAACGUUCGUGAUCGUACCCCUGCUGACGAGUUGGGUCAUCGGUUCUGGUUACCUUUUCACUGCGUACCUCCGCAAGCGAUCGGCUGCACCGCCUCUCGUACACAACCUUCCGGUUCACAUCCACGGUAUGGGCAAGUUCCUGUUCAUCUACGCCGUCCCAUCGGCGGCUCUGCUGAUGCUGAUGUUCUACGAGUACGCAUGUCGCGAGAACUGGCUGCAUCUACCGCAUCCUUCCCAGGAUUCGCCCGUACCGGUUAGACCUCCACUGUGGCCGUUCCUGUUGCGAGCCUUCAUCGAACUGCUGAUCGGUGUCCUUGCAUCGGCUUGGGCCGUUGGUCCGCGGAUCGUGGGACUGUGCCGGGGUGCCGAAGGUCCCGUAUCGGGUGUUGGAGCUGGAGGACUCGGUGUGGGAGGACGUACCGGUCAGAGCAAGCUAGGACCGGCAGGAUCCGUGUACAAACAGACAGUUGGACCGAAGAUGGGUGGUUUUGCGGCUGCUCCAUCGACCUACUCGACCGCUUCAUACCAAACGGUGUGCCCGCAGAAUUCGCUUGUAUCCGGACGACACACCCGGAAGUAUCCAUCGCAUUCACACAUCAACCGGAAACCACGCAGCUACAAGAUGUCGACGCAAACGAUCAGCUUAACCGGGAACGAGACGGUCCUGUGA
Messenger RNA from Anopheles nili, 1806 nucleotides. RefSeq names its product frizzled-4 (gene fz4). The coding region runs from base 1 to 1806 and encodes 601 amino acids. The transcript is spliced from 3 exons. Gene Ontology annotation, molecular function: Wnt-protein binding; Wnt receptor activity. Gene Ontology annotation, cellular component: plasma membrane. Gene Ontology annotation, biological process: canonical Wnt signaling pathway; non-canonical Wnt signaling pathway. The record is from RefSeq and is a predicted model, not a curated record. NCBI's taxonomy places the organism in Eukaryota, Metazoa, Arthropoda, Insecta, Diptera, Culicidae.